This is a messenger RNA of Centruroides sculpturatus (bark scorpion), 1311 nucleotides long. RefSeq names its product 26S proteasome regulatory subunit 8. Gene Ontology annotation, cellular component: proteasome regulatory particle, base subcomplex. Gene Ontology annotation, molecular function: ATP hydrolysis activity; ATP binding; proteasome-activating activity. Bases 75 to 1124 code for a protein of 349 amino acids. Gene Ontology annotation, biological process: proteasome-mediated ubiquitin-dependent protein catabolic process. The transcript has 9 exons. NCBI's taxonomy places the organism in Eukaryota, Metazoa, Arthropoda, Arachnida, Scorpiones, Buthidae. The record is from RefSeq and is a predicted model, not a curated record.
UGGUUGUGACUGAAAAAACCCAAAAUUUAAGAAGACUUCAGGCUCAAAGAAAUGAACUUAAUGCUAAAGUUCGAAUGUUGCGUGAAGAACUUCAGCUAUUGCAAGAACAAGGAUCUUAUGUGGGAGAAGUAGUUAAACCAAUGGAUAAGAAAAAAGUUUUGGUGAAGGUUCAUCCUGAAGGAAAGUUUGUGGUUGAUAUUGACAAAAAUAUAGAUAUAGCUGAUGUUACUCCAAACAGUAGAGUGGCAUUGCGAAAUGACAGUUACACUUUACAUAAAAUUCUUCCUAACAAGGUGGAUCCUUUGGUAAGUUUAAUGAUGGUAGAAAAAGUUCCUGAUUCAACAUAUGAAAUGGUAGGUGGAUUAGAUAAACAGAUAAAGGAAAUUAAAGAAGUUAUUGAGCUACCAGUUAAACAUCCAGAAUUGUUUGAAGCUCUUGGGAUUGCUCAACCAAAGGGUGUUUUGCUGUAUGGUCCACCAGGAACAGGAAAAACUCUUCUUGCUAGAGCAGUUGCUCAUCAUACAGAUUGUACAUUUAUUCGUGUAUCAGGUUCUGAACUUGUACAAAAGUUUAUUGGAGAGGGCUCAAGAAUGGUUAGAGAAUUGUUUGUUAUGGCAAGGGAACAUGCACCAUCAAUAAUUUUUAUGGAUGAAAUUGAUUCUAUUGGUUCCUCUCGAAUUGAUGCUGGAUCUGGUGGAGAUAGUGAAGUUCAGAGAACAAUGUUAGAAUUAUUAAAUCAAUUGGAUGGAUUUGAAGCUACAAAGAACAUUAAGGUUAUAAUGGCCACAAAUAGAAUAGAUAUUCUAGAUCCUGCUCUUUUAAGACCAGGAAGAAUAGACAGAAAAAUUGAAUUUCCUCCUCCAAAUGAAGAGGCUCGACUAGACAUUCUUAAGAUCCAUUCACGUAAAAUGAAUCUGACAAGAGGAAUAAACUUGCGAAAAAUUGCAGAAAUGAUGCCUGGGGCAUCUGGUGCUGAAGUAAAGGGAGUUUGUACAGAAGCUGGCAUGUAUGCACUGCGUGAAAGGAGAGUUCAUGUCACUCAGGAAGAUUUUGAAAUGGCAGUUGCAAAGGUCAUGCAGAAAGAUGCUGAAAAGAAUAUGUCAAUUAAAAAGUUAUGGAAAUAGAAUUUACUUAUUAUUUUGUCUUAGAAUUUAAUAUGAUCUGUAAAUUAUGUAUGUAUUCUGUAUUUCAUAUUUCUUAACUACUCCCUGAUUUAAAAAAAAAAUCAUUUUCAUCAUCAUUACUAAAUGACUGAUGCUUGAACUAAUGGAAAUUUUUGCCAAUAAAUAUGGAAUUGUUUUUUAUCCAAAA